AUGCCUGCUAAAAUCUCAACUAUUACCUACAUACAUGAUUCUACAGAACGUCUGAUUCAAGAUUACAUGGUCAAAGAAAUCAUAACAGUUUCAAGAACUGAUGAUAAUGAUGUGACCAAGGUCAUUUAUCUUAAGGUGACAGGAACUUCCUCUUAUGCAGAAGAACAGAAGGUAGGGACUCUUAAAUUGUGGACAUUUGGGUUAAAGGACAAGGAAAUGUUUGGUAUGUGUUGUUGUAAAGAUAAAUUAAAUAAAGAUGUCAAAACAAAAUUAUAUGAAUAUGGAGUUAAUAAUAAUUUAGUAUCUUCAAAUACAUUAUUAUUCAAUUAUCCUAGUUUUAUUAAAUACUUAGAUAUAGAUAAAAUUUUAGUUUCUGUUCAAAUGUGGGUUGAUACUGUAGUGGGUAAAAACCAAAAGAAGCUAGUAAACUUAAUUAAUAGGUCAUUACUUGAAAUGUUUAUUGAAAAUGAAGGAACUUUACAUUCUUUUGAAGUGUACUGUUCUACGUAUUAUGAUAUUCAUUAUUUUGAUAAUACUUUAGACUUAAUUUUACAAAAUCCAAACCUUACAUAUAAUAUUGGAAAUUUAACAUUCCAUAUUUAUGAUUAUAAUACUCAAAAUAUUAUUACAUUGUUAAAAUUUUUAUAUUCUAAUUGCAAUUCAAUCUCAUCAAUGGUUUUAGAUUUUCCUAUAAAUGAUAUUGAUUGUCAUUCAUUAAUUGAAAAAUUGUUAUCACAACAAGGAAUUGCAUUAUUGCUUCCUAUACGGGUAUUUGUAUGCCAUAAUCUGAGGUCACUUGCACCGAUAGUGUCAAAAGAUUAUAUUUCUGAAUGGCUUUCCUAG
This is a messenger RNA of Rhizophagus irregularis DAOM 181602=DAOM 197198, 843 nucleotides long. The record is from RefSeq and is a predicted model, not a curated record. Lineage: Eukaryota; Fungi; Glomeromycota; Glomeromycetes; Glomerales; Glomeraceae.